AUGGAAGUGGCGGUGCAGCUUGCAAGGAACAUCAUCAGCAAGAACCUCCUGAGCUCCACAACGCUCGCUCAAUUGAACCGGCCCGAUGAGAUCUCCAAAGUUUAUCAAUACGCAUUGCGCCACGGCCCAGACGAUGGUACACCGAGCCAAGAUGAUGAUAAGAUACGUGUCUCUCGCCGUAUACGCGAAGCCCUGAUUAAAGCCGCCGCAGUUGGCGGUGUUCCGAGGGUAGUGCUUCGUAUUCUUCUGCCGAUUUUCCUUGAGAUCUUUGGCUGA
Messenger RNA from Chaetomium globosum CBS 148.51, 276 nucleotides. RefSeq lists its product as uncharacterized. The record is from RefSeq and is a predicted model, not a curated record. The transcript is spliced from 2 exons. Bases 1 to 276 code for a protein of 91 amino acids. Lineage: Eukaryota; Fungi; Ascomycota; Sordariomycetes; Sordariales; Chaetomiaceae.